This is a messenger RNA of Trichomonas vaginalis G3, 519 nucleotides long. RefSeq lists its product as uncharacterized. Lineage: Eukaryota; Parabasalia; Trichomonadida; Trichomonadidae. The transcript has a single exon. The record is from RefSeq and is a predicted model, not a curated record. The coding region runs from base 1 to 519 and encodes 172 amino acids.
AUGUUGCGGGGAAUUGUUGCUCUCAAUAAUGCUCGCCAAAGUCUGGAAUCCGCAAAUGUAAGGCUAGAUCCAAAGGAUGCAUUCCCUGAAUGCACUAAUUUAACCCAAUUAGAUGGAAUUGGAAAUUCAAAAAUUCGCUCCAUUGUAAAGGAUGGAUUUUUCUGCAUUGUCGGAUCUUGCAUGCUAGCAGGAAAGGGUGAUUAUGAAGUCAUUAAUGCUCGUCCAACUAAAAAAGGCGAAUCUUACGAGUACAUUAAGUCAUCUCCUGUACAACAAGCAUUGGCAAGCCUUGGAACUGUGACUGGACCUAAUGAAUCCCAAGAACCUGUUACAAAAGUUAAAUGUAUCUCUUCCGAAGGCUGUAGAAUUCAAUACAUGGAAAUCCCUAUUUCAUACUACUAUAGUUUUAAUUCGAGUAACACAUCAUUAACAAUUGGAUCAAAGUCAAUUGUUUCUACCAACUUUAAAGGAAAAAUGAGCUUAGAUGUUUAUUAUCAAGGAUCAAAGAGCAAAAAGUGA